Molecule: messenger RNA, 3098 nt
Organism: Hemicordylus capensis (graceful crag lizard)
Lineage: Eukaryota; Metazoa; Chordata; Lepidosauria; Squamata; Cordylidae
Gene: KAT2B
Product: lysine acetyltransferase 2B
Exons: 18
Coding region: 910-2937 (675 amino acids)
Biological process (GO): positive regulation of transcription by RNA polymerase II; chromatin remodeling
Cellular component (GO): nucleus; histone acetyltransferase complex
Molecular function (GO): protein binding; histone H3 acetyltransferase activity
Source: RefSeq, a predicted model, not a curated record
GGGAAAAAUGUUUGUGUGGUUUUGUAGAUACCACCUAAAUGUUUCUUACUGAGAGCUGCUCAGAUUAUAUCCCUGCUUUUGAAAAUGUACACAAAAGUGAUCAGAAACGUGUCCAGAGACAUGUGUCCAAAAGAGACAUGUGUCCAAAGUGGCCAGAGACAUGUGUCUGUAAAGUGCAGGAUGUCAAACAAAACUCUGACAUGUGAAUGGCAGAUAAAUCUUUUGGAGCUUUACUGUAUGUUUACCUCAAAGUCAUGGCGGAACACUUUGUACAUUAUAAAGACAAUUUGUCUGUGCUCAUUUUCUGCCAUGCUUUCCUGUUGUGUUCUCAUAACUUGAGUAGGGAUGAGCAGUGUGGCAGAAAUGACUCUGUGACUGCCGUCAAACUGUGCUGUAUUACUGUAAGGGGAAAUACUCAUAGUUCAUUCUAGGUUAGUAUGUCUCACUACUCCUACUUGUAGACCUUUUCCAGCUCCUACUAUUCAAAUAAUGUCUCUCAUGCAGUAAUAGUCUGGUGCAUUAAUAUAAUUGCCUGAACAAGAACAGAAAGUAUUUCCAUUGGUAAACCAGUCCUCAAGACAGCCUCAACUCUGGAUGGAUGAAGUAUGUAUGUGGAAGCCGGUGACACAAGAAUCAAUCUCUAGACAUUAGUGCUGUGCAGAAUCUUCCCUAACAAACAUUUUUGGCGUGAAAUGGGAGGGCUUCAUGGAAGUUGAAAUGUUACCUGGAACUCCUCAAUAGGCUGAGGAAUCUUGUAAAUGCAAUGGCUGGAAAAACCCUAAUCCACCUGCUACUCCACCUCGGGCAGAUCUGCAGCAGACAGCUGUGAGCCUUGCUGAACCAUGCCGUAGCUGUAAUCAUGCACUAGCUGCACAUGUUUCUCACUUGGAGAACGUCUCUGAAGAAGAAAUGAGCAGGCUGUUGGGAAUUGUCGUAGAUGUGGAGUAUCUUUUCACCUGUGUCCAUAAGGAAGUAGAUGCAGAUACCAAGCAAGUCUAUUUCUACUUAUUCAAGCUUUUGAGGAAGUGCAUAUUACAGAUGGGGAAACCUGUUGUUGAAGGAUCCUUGGAAAGUCCCCCAUUUGAGAAGCCUAGUAUUGAACAGGGAGUUAAUAAUUUUGUACAGUACAAAUUUAGCCACCUACCAUUAAAAGAGAGACAAACAAUAAUAGAAUUGGCUAAAAUGUUUCUAAAUCGCAUCAACUACUGGCACCUGGAGACACCUUCCCAGCGACGGCAGAGAUCACCUAAUGACGACAUUGCUGGCUAUAAAAUCAACUACACAAGGUGGCUGUGUUACUGUAAUGUACCCCAGUUCUGUGACAGUCUACCUCGAUAUGAAACCACACAAGUUUUUGGGAGAACCCUGCUACGCUCAGUCUUCACUGUGAUGACACGGCAGCUUCUAGAACACGCUAGACAGGAAAAGGACAAACUUCCUCCUGAGAAACGAACACUAAUCCUUACGCACUUUCCCAAGUUUCUAUCCAUGUUGGAGGAAGAGGUGUAUAGUCAAAGUUCUCCUAUAUGGGAUCCUGAUUUCAUGGCUUCCUCAUCUCGAAGUGCCCAGCUAGGCAUCCAGACAGUCAUCAGCCGUCCUCCUGUGGUAAGAUCUGUUUCAUACAGUGCAAGUCCCUCAUCUCUAGAGCAGCCCAGUGGUGGAAGUAUGAGUCCUGCUUGUAAGGCUUCUUCUGGCCUGGACCCAACCAUAGGAGAGAAGAGAAAAAUUAAUGACCCUUAUUCCAUGGAAGAUACUAAGAAACCGAGAGUUGUCGGAGAUAUUCCUAUUGAACUAAUCAAUGAAGUGAUGUCAACCAUUACAGAUCCAGCUGCAAUGCUUGGCCCAGAGCAGACUAACUUUCUGUCGGCACAUUCAGCCCGGGAUGAAGCAGCAAGGUUGGAAGAGCGCAGGGGAGUGAUAGAAUUUCAUGUAGUUGGAAAUUCCCUAAAUCAAAAGCCAAAUAAAAAAAUUAUGAUGUGGUUGGUUGGCUUACAGAACGUUUUCUCACAUCAGCUACCCAGGAUGCCAAAAGAGUAUAUUACUCGUCUAGUCUUUGAUCCGAAACACAAGACCCUUGCAUUAAUAAAAGAUGGUCGUGUGAUUGGGGGUAUCUGUUUCCGCAUGUUCCCAUCUCAAGGAUUUACAGAAAUAGUAUUUUGUGCCGUGACUUCUAAUGAACAAGUCAAGGGUUAUGGAACUCACCUAAUGAAUCAUCUGAAAGAGUAUCACAUUAAGCAUAAUAUUCUCAACUUUCUUACAUAUGCAGAUGAAUAUGCAAUUGGCUACUUCAAGAAACAAGGUUUUUCAAAAGAUAUUAAAGUACCAAAAGCAAAAUAUGUUGGCUAUAUCAAGGAUUAUGAAGGAGCAACUUUAAUGGGAUGUGAAUUAAAUCCAAGAAUUCCUUACACUGAAUUUUCAGUCAUCAUUAAGAAGCAGAAAGAGAUCAUUAAAAAAUUGAUUGAAAGGAAACAAGCUCAGAUUCGGAAAGUUUAUCCUGGUCUUUCUUGCUUUAAAGAUGGAGUACGACAGAUUCCUAUAGAAAGUAUUCCUGGAAUUAGAGAGACUGGCUGGAAACCAAGUGGUAAAGAGAAAGGUAAAGAACCCAAAGAUCCAGAUCAGCUUUAUAGCACACUAAAAAACAUUCUACAACAGGUGAAGAGCCACCAAAGCGCUUGGCCUUUCAUGGAACCAGUGAAGAGAACAGAAGCUCCUGGAUAUUAUGAAGUAAUAAGGUUUCCCAUGGAUCUGAAAACUAUGAGUGAGCGACUUAAAAACAGGUACUACGUUUCUAAGAAAUUGUUCAUGGCAGAUUUGCAACGAGUCUUUACUAACUGCAGAGAGUACAACCCUCCUGAAAGUGAAUACUACAAGUGUGCCAAUAUACUGGAGAAGUUCUUCUAUACAAAGAUUAAAGAAGCUGGCUUAAUUGACAAGUGAUGAUUGUCCUCUUAUGCAAUCAAGAUACUAAUUUAAGAGUAGAAUAUGCAGCUUCAAUAGAAUUGAAACUCAUGUUUAAAAAAACCUCUGUUUUAUUAACUAGCACUUUUAAAACAUGUAAUAUAGAAGAGUUUAUUUUAUUAAAGUACUUUUUAAAUGUA